GCAAAGAAACGGAUCGUGUGACGUCAAAGAUAUAAAUAAACAACACGACAAAUAAACAUUACACAUGCUUUCCAAACUUUUUCAACGUUUACUUCGUGUUUUAUGUAUUUAGGACACUGUAACCACACACACUAGACACAGUGAGGAAGUGUGUGAGUGUUGAACUGGAGACUGAACUGCGAUACCGCGCGGCGUUGUGGGCAGUACGCAUGCGCAGCACAGUCUGAGUCUUUUCUGCGGAUUAAGACAUUAAUAAUGACGUGAUGUCCUCUGUGUGCAGGACAUGAGCUGCUGAUGGAGUCCGAGGAGGAAGAGCAGACUGAGUGGAGCUCUCUGUACACAGGAUUCAAAGCCGGAUGUGUGGAGGACAACCAAAGGGUCAUCCUGCACUUGGACAUGGACUGUUUCUACGCCCAGGUGGAAAUGAUGCGUAACCCGGCCCUGCGCUCCAGACCUCUGGGAGUGCAUCAGAAGCACCUGCUCGUCACCUGUAACUACAUGGCGAGGGCGCAGGGCGUGGGCAAGAUAAUGUCUGUGAGGGAGGCACUGGAGAAGUGUCCUGAUCUGGUGCUGGUCAGCGGAGAAGAUCUCUCCUUCUACAGAGAGAUUUCCUACAAGGUCACAGAGCUGCUGAUGUCAUACUAUCCCCUGGUGGAGAGGCUGGGCUUGGAUGAGAACUUUGUGGACGUGACAGAAAUAGUGGAGAGCAGGAGGAGGAACAUGGAUGUCUCUAAACUCUCCUUUGUGGGUCACGUCUAUGGACAUGACAUAUCCAGCGUGCCUGUACAGGAGCAUGUGAGCCUGGCUCUGGGCUCAGUGGUGGCGUGUGAGCUGCGGGAGGCGCUGUUCUCCAGACUGGGCCUGAGCUCGUGCGCGGGCGUGGCCAGCAGUAAACUCCUGGCUAAACUGGUGUCAGGGUCGUUUAAACCCAACCAGCAGACCACACUGCUGCCCCAGAGCGUCCCGCAGCUGAUGAUCGGCCUGGGCGUGGCCAGCAGAGUGCCGGGAAUCGGGCACAAGACAGCUGACAGACUGAAGAUUCUGGGUGUGGUGAGUGUGAGCGAUCUGCAGCUGGUCCCACUCAGGAACUUGGUGCGUGAGUUUGGAGAAGUGAACGCUAAACGCAUGCAGAGCCUCGCCCGCGGCGUCGACCUUUCACCUGUCACCCCUGCCGGCCCCCCACAGUCUCUGAGUGAUGAGGACUCGUUUAAGAAAAUCUCCACGCUGAGUGAAGCGGAGUGUAAAAUCACAGAGCUGCUGCUCAGCCUGAGUGAGAGGAUGCGUAAGGACGGCAGGCUGCCUCAGACACUGAGACUGACGCUCAGACGUGGCAGCGCAGAGAACCGCUGGUUCAGCCGCGAGAGCAGACAGGGUCCUGUUCCCACACACACCGCGCACAGGAUCAUCAACGGCUGUCCGGAGGCGGUGCCUCAACUGGUUUCCAUAGCGAUGAAGCUCUUGCAAAAACUGGUGGACAUUAGAGAACCGUUUCACCUGACGGUGCUUAGCGUGUGUUUUACCAACCUGCAGGUCAAAAUGUCCAGCUGGAACACCAUCAGCUCCUUCUUCACAUCCAAACACACCGCCACGCCCACACACGCUGCCACGCCCACACACGCCACCUCUCCCACACACACGUCCAUACCCACAAACACCAUCAGCUCCUUCUUCACAUCCAAACACGCCGCCACGCCCACACACGCCGCCACGCCCACACACGCCACCCCACCCACACACACGUCCAUACCCACAAACACCAUCAGCUCCUUCUUUACAUCCAAACACAGCGCCACGCCCACACACGCCGCCACGCCCACACACGCCACCCCACCCACACACACGUCCAUACCCACAAACACCAUCAGCUCCUUCUUUACAUCCAAACACAGCGCCACGCCCACACACACCGCCACGCCCACACACGCCACCCCUCCCAGACACACUGCCACGCCCACACAUGCCACCACGCCCACAAACACCACCAAGCUCACACACACGUCCAUACCCACAAACACCAUCAGCUCCUUCUUCACAUCCAAACACAGCGCCACGCCCACACAUGCCACCCCUCCCAGACACACUGCCACGCCCACACACGCCACCAUGCCCACACAUGCCACCACGCCCACAAACACCACCAAGCCCACACACACGUCCAUACCCACAAACACCAUCAGCUCCUUCUUCACAUCCAAACACCCCACCACGCCCACACACCCCACCACGCCCACACACCCCACCACGCCCACACACCCCGCCACGCCCACACACCCCGCCACGCCCACACACACUGCCACGCCCACACACGCCACUACGCCCAGACACACCACCACGCCCAGACACACGUCCAUACCCACAAACACCAUCAGCUCCUUCUUCACAUCCACACACACUGCCACACCCACAAACACCACCAAGCCCACACACACGUCCAUACCCACAAACAUCAUCAGCUCCUUCUUCACAUCCAAACACACCGUCACACCCACACAUGCCGCCACGCCCAGCCACACCGUCUCGCCCAUACACACGUCUAUACCCACAAACACCAUCAGCUCCUACUUCGCAUCUACACACACUGUCACACCCACAAACACCACCACGCCCACAUACACAACCAUACCCACAAACGCCGUCAGCUCCUUCUUUAGAUCCACACACACCUCAAGGCUCACACGCGCUGCCACGCCCACACACACCAUCAUGCCCACAAACACCACCAGCUCCUUCUUCACCUCCACACACUCCCCCACACCCUCAUACACCUCCAUGCCUACCCACACUGCCACGCCCACACAAACCUCCAUGCCCACAAACACCAUCAGCUCCUUCUUCACCUCCAAACACACUGCCACACCCACAAACACCUCCACACGGAGUGUGUGUGCUGCUCCCAUGUGUGGAAUAAUGGAUUCACAGAACAACAAAAAAACAUCAUCAUCAUCAUCAUCGUGUCUAUUUUUCCAGGAGCCAAUCAAAUCCAGCUACUUUCCACUUCCUGUUUCAGAGCGUGUUCCCUCACCACAUUCCGUAACGCAUGAUAAAACCCCAGACCUCCCUCCUGGUGUAGACCCAGAGGUGUUCCGAGCUCUCCCGCGUCACAUCCAGACUGAACUUAUGUCCAGCUUCCAGGAACGUUCAGAGAGAGCAGAGAGACAGGAAGGUCACGUCGGGUCAGCUUCUCCAACGGCGCACACUGAUGACCUCAUCACGCAGCGCAGCAAUGAGGUCAGCGCUGACGUUCCUCCUGAUGUAGACCCGUAUGUGUUCUCCCAGCUUCCCCCAGACAUGCAGAGAGAACUGCGCUCGGAGUGGGGGCAGGGCAAACUCACGCUAAAAAUGUCACCCAAACAUAUGGGCAAGCGCGCCGCUGCCACCACCACCACCAGCACGACUCGAGACAAGGCAAAGCGCUCUCACAGUGGCAGCCUGCUCAAGUAAUUCAAACCAUCCUCAGACAAACGCUCCUGAUGUGGACGCCCGUGAUCAGGGUGUAAAUCUCUGUAUGAGGGCGGGGCUUAUUCUACAACAUCAGUCCUCUGUUUUAAAGAGUACUGUGUGUGGUGUGAGACUCGGAUGCUCUGAAAGACAGGGAAAUAUUUCAGUAAGUUGUAUGAUUAUGAACACUUUAUAUUGAGAACAGUUUAUAAAAACUGAUUUGUUAAUAAAAAAAUGAGUGAUUCAU
This is a messenger RNA of Clarias gariepinus (North African catfish), 3685 nucleotides long. It is a transcript of the gene poli, whose product is annotated as polymerase (DNA directed) iota. The transcript is spliced from 9 exons. The record is from RefSeq and is a predicted model, not a curated record. Gene Ontology annotation, molecular function: damaged DNA binding; DNA-directed DNA polymerase activity. Bases 295 to 3441 code for a protein of 1048 amino acids. Lineage: Eukaryota; Metazoa; Chordata; Actinopteri; Siluriformes; Clariidae. Gene Ontology annotation, biological process: translesion synthesis.